AUGGAGUUUCAUGAAACAAAGUCUUUUAUGGGUAGGUGUCAUGGAUCUAUCCCAGAUCCUUCUCCAGAUGCCAGAUCAGAGGAGGAGGGUGAAUUUGAGUCUGAAAAAGAAAGUGUGGAGAUGAGUAUUGGUCAGGAUUGGGGCUCAGAGAACGCUAGCCUGAUGGAACAGCCUCAGCUGGGUCAUCAGACCAGUGACAGGCUGAGGUUGAGAGAGAUGAGCUGCAGCUGCACCAAUUUGGCCAGGAGGCUCCAGACAAAUAAUUCUGGGUUAUCUUUUCUUUCAGGAGCUGGUGGCUGGUCCCCUUUGGAUUCCACCAAGGAACAAUGGCUCCAAGUUGAUUUGGGAGACAGAGUAGAGAUUACAGGCAUUGCUACUCAGGGAAGAUAUGGAAGCUCAGACUGGACCACAAGCUACAGUCUAAUGUUCAGUGAUACAGGUCGCAACUGGAAGCAGUACAGACAGGAGGACAUCAUCUGGGUCUUCCAAGGCAAUGUCAAUGCUGACAGUGUGAUGCAGCACAAAUUCCUUCACUCUGUUAAAGCUCGCUUUGUGCGCUUUCUGCCCAUGACAUGGAACCCAAAUGGAAAUAUUGGUCUGCGAGUUGAAGCUUUUGGAUGCUCGUAUAAAUCUGAUGUUGCAGAUUUUGAUGGGAGGAGUUCCCUCCUCUACAGAUUCAACCAAAAGCUGAUGAGCACCUUCAAAGACGUGGUUUCUCUGAAGUUCAAGAGCAUGCAGGGAGAUGGGGUCCUGUUUCAUGGCGAAGGACAGCAUGGAGAUUAUAUUACCCUGGAGCUGCAAAAUGGGAAACUUUCCUUGCACAUCAACCUGGGAGAUGCCAAGCUUCGUUUUGGCAACAGCCAUACCUCAGUCUCCUUGGGCAGCCUCCUGGAUGACCAACACUGGCACUCAGUUCUCAUUGAACGAUUCAAUAAGCAAGUGAAUUUCACAGUGGACAAGUACAUGCAACAUUUCCGGACUAAGGGAGAUUCUGAUGACCUGAAUAUUGAUUAUGAGCUCAGUUUUGGAGGAAUACCAGUCCCAGGAAAACCAGGAACAUUCCUGAAGAAAAAUUUCCAUGGCUGCAUUGAGAACCUAUAUUACAACGGCGUCAAUAUCAUUGACCUAGCCAAAAGACGGAAACCACAGAUCCACACAGUGGGGAAUGUGACAUUUUCCUGUUCAGAACCGCCAAUCACUCCCAUCACUUUUGAGAGCUCCAAUAGCAGUUACUUACUGUUACCCGGCACUCCUCAGAUUGAUGGCUUGUCUGUCAGCUUCCAGUUUAGAACGUGGAACAAGGAUGGUCUUCUUCUGUCAACUGAAUUGUCAGAAAAUUCUGGCUCGCUCUUGUUGUAUCUCCACCAUGGCAGACUGAUCCUCAACAUCCAAAAAGGAGCAGAGAGAUACGUGGGCAUCAGUGCAGGCAACAAUCUAUAUGACGGCUUGUGGCACUCAGUUAACAUCAAUGCCAGAAGACAUCGCAUCACCUUAACUCUUGAUAAUGAUGUAGCGUCAGCUGUUCAUGCUACCACCGUUUCCCAGAUUUAUUCAGGGCACAGCUAUUAUUUUGGAGGGUGCCCUGACAAUUUUACCGAUUCAAAAUGUUUAAAUCCCAUUAUGGCUUUUCAAGGUUGCAUAAGACUCAUCUUUAUUGAUAACCAGCCCAAGGACCUCAUUUUAGUUCAGCAAGGCUCCCUGGGGACUUACAGUGAUUUGCGCAUUGAUAUUUGUGGCAUCAAAGACAGAUGUUUACCAAACUACUGUGAACAUGGAGGAAAAUGUUCCCAAUCUUGGAAGACAUUCUUCUGUGAUUGUAAUGAAACUGGUUACACUGGAACAACCUGCCAUAACUCUAUUUAUGAGCAGUCCUGUGAAACCUAUCGACACCAGGGGAAAACAUCUGGUUUCUUCCACAUUGAUUCUGAUGCAAGUGGUCCACUUCCCCCACUUUUGGUGUACUGCAAUAUAACAGAAGACAAGAUAUGGACAGUGAUGCAGCACAAUAACACAGAAUUGACUCAUGUCCACGGAUCUGAUCCUAGGAAGCCAUACACCAUGAACUUCAGUUACAAUAGCAGCGGGGAUCAGCUGGAAGCAAUAACAAAUAACGCUGAAUAUUGUGAGCAGGAGACAAUUUACCAUUGCAAAAAGUCACGUCUGCUGAAUUCCCCAAAUGGAAUUCCAUUUGUUUGGUGGGUUGGUCGUGCCAACGAAAAACAUCCUUACUGGGGAGGAUCAAUUCCAGGAAUCCAACAAUGUGCAUGCGGUCUAGAAGAAAGCUGUGUGGAUCUGAGAUAUUUUUGUAACUGUGAUGCAGACAGAGAAGAAUGGACCAAUGACACCGGUUUCCUUUCCUUUAAAGAACAUUUACCUGUGAACCAGAUAGUCAUCACUGAUACAAACAGACCUAAUUCUGAAGCUGCCUGGAGAAUUGGUCCUCUUCGUUGCUAUGGAGAUAGACAGUUCUGGAAUGCAGCUUCUUUCAGUACCGAAGCUUCGUAUCUUCUCUUCCCCACUUUCCAUGCCGAGUUCACUGCAGACAUUUCUUUCUUCUUCAAAACAACCAAGAUGUCUGGAGUCUUUUUGGAAAAUUUGGGAAUGAAAGAUUUCAUCAGGGUUGAAAUAAGUUCUCCGAAAGACAUCACCUUCACAGUUGAUGUUGGAAAUGGCCCUGUAGAGAUUACUGUCCAAUCCCCCAUGCUCCUGAAUGACAACCAGUGGCAUUCUGUGCACGCUGAAAGGAAUCUUAGAGAAACUUCUCUUCAGGUAGACAACUUUCUGAAGAAGACUUUAGAAGCACCUGCUGAAGGACAUUUUCGAUUGCAGCUAAACAGUCAAUUAUUUGUAGGGGCAUCUGCAUCCAAACAGAAGGGUUUUAUGGGAUGUAUUCGUUCUCUUCAUCUAAAUGGACAGAAACUUGACCUUGAAGAGCGAGCCAAAGUGACUCCUGGCGUCAAACCAGGAUGCUCAGGUCAUUGCAGCAGUUAUGGUAACCUUUGCCAGAAUGGAGGUAAAUGUGUGGAAAAACCCAGUGGCUACUUGUGUGACUGCACCAAUUCACCGUAUGAAGGACCAUUCUGCAGAGAAGAAGUCUCUGCAGUGUUUGAAGCAGACACUUCUAUUACCUACACAUUUCAGGAACCUUAUCCUGUAACUAAAAAUGCAAGUUCUACAUCUUCGGCCAUUUAUGCGGGUACAUCCAUACCCAACGAAAAUGUCGCUUUUACUUUCCUCACAACAAAUGCUCCAAGCCUUCUGUUUUACCUCAAUGCUUCUUCUCAUGAGUAUCUGGCUGUUAUUUUGUCCAAGAAUGGAAGCUUGCAAGUCCGAUACAGACUGAGUAAAGACAAAUCUCUUAUUUUCACAAUUGAUUCUGGAAACUUUGCUAACAGAGAACUACACAGUGUGAAGAUAAAUAGAGAUGGAAGAGAGCUGACUAUUCAGAUUGACCAGGUUCUCAAAGUCAAGCACAACUUUUCCUCCGAGAUUGAGUUCAGAGCCAUCAAAUCACUGACCUUAGGGAAAGUGACAGAUAGUCAGGGUCUGGAUGUGGAAAUCUCCAAGGCAAACGCCUUUGGAUUCAUUGGAUGCAUGUCUUCUGUGCAGUAUAACCAUAUUGCUCCACUGAAAGCUGCCUUAAGACAUCCCAACCUAGCACCAGUGACAGUCCUGGGUUCAUUGUCUGAAUCAAACUGCAGGUCAUUGGUUGAAGUAGAUGCAAAUACAGCAACUUCAAUUUACUCUUCCUCAGAUCCAUUUGGGAAGGCCGAUGAUAAAGAACCACUCAGCAAUGCUGUCAGAAGCGAUUCAGCCUUCAUUGGAGGUGUUAUUGCAGUUGUGAUCUUCAUCAUCUUUUGCAUUGUGGCCAUUAUGAGCAGAGUCCUCUAUCGGCAUAAACAGACUCAUCGGAACAGCCAGACAAAGGAAAAAGAGUAUCCAGAACACCUUGACCGUUCUUUUAAGACUGAGGUUGACUUACAGAACCCAGUGAGCGAGUGCAAACGAGAAUAUUUUAUCUAA
Molecule: messenger RNA, 4023 nt
Organism: Protobothrops mucrosquamatus (brown spotted pit viper)
Lineage: Eukaryota; Metazoa; Chordata; Lepidosauria; Squamata; Viperidae
Gene: CNTNAP5
Product: contactin associated protein like 5
Exons: 23
Coding region: 1-4023 (1340 amino acids)
Source: RefSeq, a predicted model, not a curated record